Drosophila innubila is the source of this 3157-nucleotide messenger RNA. It is a transcript of the gene Usp8, whose product is annotated as ubiquitin carboxyl-terminal hydrolase 8. The record is from RefSeq and is a predicted model, not a curated record. Gene Ontology annotation, biological process: protein deubiquitination. Gene Ontology annotation, molecular function: cysteine-type deubiquitinase activity. The transcript has 9 exons. The coding region runs from base 62 to 2752 and encodes 896 amino acids. Lineage: Eukaryota; Metazoa; Arthropoda; Insecta; Diptera; Drosophilidae.
CACACACCCAUGCAGUUGCAAAAAUAAUUAACUCAGCCGCAGUUUAGUGCCACAAAAGACCAUGGCACAAUUAAAGAAGCUCUACAUGGCCGGCAAGCUGGAGGAUCUGGAAAAAAUGACAACAAUUCCAGAAUCUGGCAACAAGAACAUGAAAAUGUUACUUAACACCGCACGAAAACUGUUCCAUAACGCUGAAGAUUACCGUCGAAACGGCGAUCAGGAGUUGGCUUACAUCAGCUACAUGAAGUAUUUUAAUAUGCUCUCCACCAUACGUAAGAAAUCCGACUAUGCACAAAACAAAGGGAUGGUGCGAGAGGUGCUCGGGGACACGGGUGCAAAUCGUCGGAUCAUGGACACGCUGGAGCGGAUUAGCGACUCGUUGAGUAAACGCUAUGAGGCACAAAUGCCGGUCAACGUGAACUUAAAUUCCACCUUAAUUAGCCCGCCAUCCGAGCCAAUUGACGAUAAAAGCAACUUGGUAACGGCUUCUGAGGCAUAUGCCAACCUGGGUAUUAUUAGCUGCGAGGCAUUGUUCCAGCGAAUGCAACAGCAAUCUGUGCUCGUCAUGGAUUGUCGCAGCAGCGCCGAUUACGAGGUAUCACGUUUGACCUACUCUUGUGCGUUUAAUGUGCCCGAGGAGUUAAUAACGCCGGGGAUGUCAGCAGGCAGAUUGCAGGCACGUCUAAGCAGCAGCGCCAAGGCUUCGUGGGCAUCUCGGUCCGUCAAGGAGUCGGUGGUGCUAAUGGAUUGGAACAGCAAGGAGGCGCAGCCUGCAGACAACACAGCUAUAGCCACAUUGCUGGAUAUAUUGAAAAAUUGGGAUCCGGAUGUGACCUAUCGUGCUCCCAUACAAUUACUGGAGGGCGGUUAUCAGCACUUUAUCAUGAUGUAUCCGACGCACUGCACCAAUCCCAGUGUACAAAGGCCGCAGCAGAACAACAAUGUAAUUGACACGAUCGAUGAUAUUGAGUAUCCAUCGAUCAGUGAUAUUACCAUGAAAGAGGACAUUUUAAACGCCGAGGAUUCCAAGGAUAAGCAGCGACCCAGCAUCAAUCGCGCCAACAAACCGACCACACUACGCACUAACGAGCCAGCCCAUCAAAACUACCAGUUUCAGGAGCAAAUCAAUCCUAUUAAUGAGAUAAUGCUUCGUCAGGAAGAACUCCUGGAAAAGGCACAAAUCAAUGAUAUGCUUUUGGAUAAAGAAUCUAAGAAAUGGCGACUUCUGCAUGCCGACGGCGAAACAUUGACCGGCGGGAACCAGGAGUUGAACUACAACCUACUUCAGCUAGAAAGUAAAGCCGAGGAUUAUAAAAUUGAAAAUUGCCGUCUGCGCGAUAAGCUGAAACGUUACAAGGAAGAACAACCGCCGCAAGAACUACAAAAUUAUGACGAGACCACAAAGCAGAUAGAGUCCAAGAUCGAGGAGCGCCUGAAGCUCGACGAACGGCAUGAACUCGAACGCCUUGAACGUGAGCGUCAAUUGGCCAUUGCACGCAGCGCCAAGCGGCACUACAAGCCUCCUACGGAGCCAGCAGCGCCACCAGCAGCCAGAGUCAGCGAUGAAUCACCGACCAGUCCCUUCCAUGAAAUAAGGGAAUCGGUUCCCUUUGAACAGGAGCCAAUUAACUCGCGUCCGUUGUACGAUCGCGCCACAAAACCGAGAAAUGAAAGGACAACAGCUGUGGAGACCGCAACGCCACGAAUCCGAGAUUUUUCGCCUAUUAUUGGUCAAAAUGUGCGACGUGGUCUAACUGGACUAAAGAAUCUAGGCAAUACUUGUUAUAUGAAUAGUAUACUGCAGUGCCUAAGUAAUACGCGACAGUUAAUGGAGUACUGUGUAUCAAACAAAUAUAAGAACUAUAUAAGUCGCCAGAACAAAACCAAUGGACAGAUCAUCGAGGAAGUUGCCGAGCUCCUGAAGGUACUGUGGAAUGGUCAAUACAAGUGUGUGGCCAGCCGAGAUUUGCGCUACGUUGUGGGACAAUACCAAAAGAUAUUUAGUGGAGUAGAUCAACAAGACUCACAUGAAUUUCUCACAAUUCUAAUGGAUUGGCUACAUUCCGAUUUGCAAACAAUAAAUGUGCCACCCAAACAGGAGAUCAAUAGAGCCUCGGAUAAGGCUUGGCUGGAGUUUACCAAGUCCAAGGAGAGUCUCAUAUUGCAUUUGUUCUAUGGUCAAAUUAAGAGCACUGUAAAGUGUGUAACGUGUCAAAUGGAGUCGGCAACAUAUGAGUGCUUCUCGAAUCUCAGUUUGGAAUUGCCGCCCAAUUCAAAUUUCUGCCAUUUAAAUCAAUGUAUGGACAUGUACUUUAGUGGUGAGAAAAUUCACGGCUGGAAUUGCCCCACUUGUAAAACGAAACGGGAUGCAAUUAAAAAAUUGGACAUUUCUAGGCUGCCUCCAGUGUUAGUGGUACAUCUGAAACGCUUCUACGCAGAUCCUUCUAAUUCAGGUGCCUACGUUAAGAAACAAAACUACCUUCAGUUUCCCUUGGAAAACCUGGAUAUGAAACCAUAUACUGCACGUGCCGAAUCGCGCACCCGAACACCUAAAACAUAUAAAUUGUACGCAGUAUCAAAUCACUAUGGCACCAUGGAGGGAGGCCAUUAUACGGCAUUCUGCGACAACGACGGACGGUGGUAUAAAUUUGAUGAUCAAGUGGUGUCGACGCUGGAUUCGUCGAAUGUCGUCUCAAGCGCGGCAUAUAUUUUAUUUUAUACUUGGCUGCCGCCUAUGCAUCUGGCCGAAUAAUAGGUUCAAUUUAAACUAUGAAAUUCUUAUUGUUUCUUCUGUUCGCUUUUAAAGUUUUAUUUUUAUUCUUCGCAUUUACAAAUAUUUAUAACUCUUAAGCUCUAGUCGCUUAACCAAUUUACUGCAAAGUGUUGCCUAUUUUAAAUAAUGCUUGUUUGUUGUUGUUCAAUUUUGAACUUGUAUGUAUACAUAACUUUAAAACUAAACAUUACCAUUAUUAUUUAAUUUAUGGGUAUAUGUAUAAAAGUUAAAAGUAUAAAUCAAAUCGUUUAGGAACUAAAACGUGUUGCAUAUGUGAAAACUUAAGUGCAUUGCAAGUAUAACAAGAGAGCGAAGUUAUAUAGCUUAUUAUAUUUUACACGCAUAUUUUAAAACCAAAUAAACGAAAUACAAUUUCUACUUCAA